Messenger RNA from Laccaria bicolor S238N-H82, 5855 nucleotides. Its product is annotated as sec7 guanine nucleotide exchange factor. Gene Ontology annotation, biological process: regulation of ARF protein signal transduction. Gene Ontology annotation, molecular function: guanyl-nucleotide exchange factor activity. The transcript has 20 exons. The coding region runs from base 1 to 5673 and encodes 1890 amino acids. The record is from RefSeq and is a predicted model, not a curated record. NCBI's taxonomy places the organism in Eukaryota, Fungi, Basidiomycota, Agaricomycetes, Agaricales, Hydnangiaceae.
AUGGACAAGGAAAACAAUGUCGCUUCCUCACCAUCCCCGCCUCUCGACGCCGUUGAGAGAAUUCCAGAGGUUGAACUGGUUCUAAGCGCCCUCGAGGAGUCCAACCAUUACGUGGAGACAGAGAAGCCGUCCGCGCUGGGGUUGUCGGGAGAUGAGAUUAACUCUGAGAAUAUAGCUGUGGACAGUGGUCGGGGGCUUGAUGACAGAAAAGCUGGCAUCACCACUCAGCUUGCGUUGGUAGAAGAUGCAGCCACUGCGGAUGAUACCGUUGAGGUCGCUCUUCCAACACUAGAACCACCAAAAUCCCAACCCUCGGGCGAAGUCACGGCGUCUCGCCCUUCAUCUUCUACUGGAAAGACCGCCAAUAAUCCCCAUGUCUCCCGACCGCAGUCGCCAGCGCUAUCAAGCACAAGUGCCUCUUCGGCUGGCGCACAUAAACGUUCUAUGACGAUCUCAAGGGGGCACAAUGUGAAUGUGUCCGUGGUCCUGAUCUCGAGUGCGCUGGAUAUCAUAGCUGCCUCCAAAGAAGCUAAGAGGUCUACACCGCUCCGCGAGAGCACACAGCGGGCACUGGAACUCAUUAGAUCAAACCAAGGUGGAGAUCGACCGCGCGAAAUAUUUGAACCCCUUAGGCUGGCCUGCGAGACGAAAAAUGAGAAACUUACCGUUGCCAGCUUGGAUUGCAUUUCGAAGCUCAUUUCAUAUUCUUUCUUUGCUGAGGACCACACGGAUUAUGCGCACUCUAUUCCAUCGCCGCCUCCUUCACCUCACCCGUCUGGUCGGCGUACCUCAACAACGGGAUCACAUUCCUCAAUUCCGCAGCCAUCUUUGGUGGACCUCGUAGCCCAUACAAUUACGUCAUGUCAUACAGAAACGACACCCGAUCCAGUAUCUUUGCAAAUUGUCAAAGCUCUGCUAUCCCUUGUUUUAUCCCCCACAAUCAUCGUGCAUCACUCUUCACUCUUGAAGGCUGUUCGAACUGUGUACAAUGUUUUUCUUUUAAGUUCGGACCCUGUUAAUCAAAUGGUGGCCCAAGGAGGCUUGACACAAAUGGUUCACCAUGUUUUCACUCGGUGUACUCAAGAAAGCGUCAUCAAAUCUUCAAGUGAUUCCAACGUUCCGCUCAACAACGAAGACAAUCUUCAUGUUUCAAACCCAGAAUCAUUCGCCCUCUCACAGUCAGAAUCCACCCCACAGCCUCAGUCGAAUGGAAGUUCAGAUGGUCUAAACAAUAUAUCCAAGACGGGAACUUCCCAAGAACCUUCGUCUCUCGUGGACUUGCCAAUUGGUGAGGAAAUUGAACGUCACGGAGACGAGGCACAUUCAACUUUACAAAGCUUGGAAACAAGCAUUCCCCCAGAUUCGUCGCCUGAGCAGGAGCAUGAAACCCACCGGCCCACAUUAAACGAUUUAUUCAUCAAAGAUGCAUUCCUUGUUUUCAGAGCCCUCUGCAAACUGACGAUGAAACCUCUGAACACUGAGAGCGAGCGCGAUCCCAAAUCGCAUCCCAUGCGGUCGAAACUUUUGUCGUUGCACUUGGUCCUCACGGUUCUCAACUCACACAUGUCAUUAUUUGUGGAUCCAACGGCAAUUAUUUAUUCAAGCUCCACAAAUGAAGCCACAAAUUUCGUUCAAGCCAUCAACCAAUACCUUUGCCUCAGUUUGAGUCGCAAUGCAGUUAGCCCCGUUCCACAGGUCUUCGAAAUUAGCGUCGAAAUUUUCUGGCGUGUUCUCGCGGGAAUGCGCACCAAGUUGAAAAAAGAAAUUGAGGUCUUAUUACAUGAAAUUUUCAUCCCAAUUCUGGAGAUGAGGACUUCUACACUCAAACAAAAGGCUGUCAUUAUCGGAAUGCUCUCCAGGUUGUGUCAAGAUCCACAAGCAUUGGUGGAGAUCUAUCUUAAUUAUGACUGUGAUAGUGAGGCUGCAGACAACAUUUAUGAGCACUUAAUGAACAUCAUCUCUAAAUUUGGAACUUCGUCAACCCAGUCGCAUCAACAGAAAGGGAACGAACCGCCCAGCCCUGCAUUAAGUCCAACACCAAAAAACCAAACAGGCGCUCCAAUCUCUUGGAGUAACAGUGGUCUAGCAAUAUCUGGAACUAUGGAUACGUCGACCAUGGGGCUCUCCGACGCCCAACUCAGGAGACAGGGUCUUGAGUGUCUUGUCGCUGUUCUUAGAUCUCUUGUGGUGUGGGGAACUGCAGCAACAGGCAAGCUGGCUGACGAAGUGACUGUUGCACUUUCGUCGGCCCGAACCCAAGUAGGCGAUGAUGCGCGUAGAGAUGCUGCCGUCCCAGAACGCGGUCUUGAUAAGCUUCCAGUCCACAGCGGCAGCCUUGAAACACUAAGGCAAUCAACACCCGAUCUGGCAGAUGAUCCCAGCAAAUUCGAGAGCGCCAAACAAAAGAAAACCACAUUAAUGGAGGGUAUCAAGAAGUUCAACUUCAAGCCAAAACGAGGAAUUCAAUUCUUACUUGAAGCCGGUUUUAUUGCGAGCAAGGAUCCCCGCGAUAUCGCAACGUUCCUCCUUACUACCGACGGUCUCAGUAAAUCCAUGAUUGGGGAAUAUUUAGGCGAAGGUGAUGAGGAAAACAUUUCUAUCAUGCAUGCUUUUGUGGAUCAACUCGAUUUCAAGGACCAUCCAUUUAUCGAUGCACUGCGUAUAUUCCUGCAGUCAUUCCGGUUACCUGGUGAAGCUCAGAAGAUUGACCGAUAUAUGCUCAAAUUUGCGGAUCGAUAUAUCGCUGGAAAUCCGAAGACGCCAUUCGCCAACGCUGAUACGGCGUACGUUCUUGCUUACUCGGUCAUCAUGCUAAACACGGACGCGUACAAUCCUCAAGUAAAAAAGCGAAUGACUAAAACUGACUUCAUCAAGAAUAAUCGUGGCAUCAACGACGGUUCGGAUCUUCCUGAGGAGCUCUUAUCAGAAAUUUUUGAAGAUAUAGCCAAUAAUGAGAUCAGAAUGAAGGACGAAGUUGAAGCUGGUCUUAGCGUUGUAUCCACCGGACCCGGGUUUAUUGCCAGCGUCGGAAGAGAUUUACAAAAGGAAGCAUACGUGAUGCAAUCGAAUGGAAUGGCAAACAAAACGGAGGCUUUAUUCCGAACGAUGAUGCGUUCCCAACGAAAGGGUCCCAAAGGCGGCGACCAAUUUUUCAGCGCAUCGCACUUCGUUCAUGUGCGGCCAAUGUUUGAAGUCGCAUGGAUCCCUUUUUUAGCUGGCUUGUCGGGUCCACUGCAGGAGACCGACGAUCUCGAAGUUGUAGAAUUAUGCUUGGACGGGUUCAAGAAUGCCAUCCGAAUUGUGUGCUUUUUUGACUUGGAACUCCAACGAAACGCUUUUGUCACAACGCUUGCCAAGUUCACGUUCUUAAACAACCUUGGGGAGAUGAAAACUAAAAACAUGGAGGCCAUCAAAGCCCUGCUGGAUGUUGCAGUGACAGAAGGCAAUAAUUUGAAAGGGUCAUGGCAUGAGGUGUUGACCUGCGUCAGUCAACUCGAACACAUGCAACUGAUCAGCAGCGGAUUGGACGUUUCAGAUCCAGGAAAGAAAGGACGCACCCACAAACUACCGACAGAGGAGUUAGCCAACGAGAGUCGAUCGACUCACAUCACCGUCGCAGCUGAUAUGGUAUUCUCGUUGAGCCAUUUCCUGUCUGGUACUGCCAUUGUUGAUUUUGUUCAAGCCUUGUGCGACGUCUCAUGGGAAGAAAUACAGUCAUCAGGCCUCUCCCAACAUCCGCGGCUAUUUAGCCUUCAAAAGCUGGUGGAAAUCUCAUAUUAUAAUAUGACCCGUAUCCGGCUUGAGUGGUCCAACCUAUGGGAUAUUCUAGGAGAGCAUUUUAAUCAAGUCUGUUGUCACAACAAUCCACACGUUGGGUUUUUCGCUUUGGACGCUCUUCGCCAACUUGCAAUGCGAUUUUUGGAAAAGGAGGAAUUAGCACAUUUUAAAUUCCAGAAGGAUUUUCUAAAACCCUUUGAGUACACUAUGGUCCAUAAUCAAAAUCCAGAGAUUCGUGACAUGGUCCUUCAAUGUCUACAGCAGAUGAUCCAAGCUAGAGCUCAGAAUAUGCGAUCUGGAUGGCGUACGAUGUUUGGUGUCUUUUCCGCAGCGUCUAGAGUCUUGACAGAACACAUAGCUAGUUCUGCUUUCGAGAUCGUGACUAGGCUCAAUAAAGACCACUUCCCGGCGAUUGUACGAUAUGGCGCGUUCGCCGAUUUAACAGUAUGCAUCACCGAGUUUUCGAAAGUCAGCAAGUACCAAAAAAUCAGCCUCUUGGCAAUUGCGAUGUUGCGAGGCAUAAUCCCAGUUAUGUUAGAAUGUCCCGAGUGUUCAUUCAAGGUCGAUAAUCAAAAUCCGGACCUGCCGAUGGAUGAUGAAAUGAUUCGAUAUUGGUUUCCCGUUCUUUUUGGUUUUUAUGAUAUCAUUAUGAACGGGGAAGACCUCGAAGUCAGGAGACUUGCCCUUGACUCACUCUUCACCACGCUCAAAACUUAUGGUUCAACAUAUCCUUUAGAGUUUUGGGAUACAGUCUGCCAGGAACUGCUUUUCCCUAUGUUUGCGGUGCUCAAGUCAAGCCAAGAUUUAUCACGUUUCAAUACGCAAGAGGACAUGAGCGUCUGGCUUUCAACGACUAUGAUCCAAGCCCUUCGCGAUCUGAUUGAUCUUUAUACCUUCUACUUUGACAUAUUGGAACGUUUUUUGGAUGGCCUGCUCGAUUUACUGUGUGUCUGUAUAUGCCAAGCGCAUUUCUCCAAAUUAGAAAACGAUACUUUAGCUCGGAUUGGCACAUCGUGCUUGCAACAGCUACUUGAAAAUAACAUGACCAAGCUAAGCUCCACGCGGUGGGAAAGAGUUACAACGACAUUCGUGAGGCUUUUCCGGACAACCACUCCACAUCAGCUAUUCGAUGAUAACCUACGAGUUGAAAUUGACGGAAACGCGCCAGAAGUCACUGAGACAGCAGAAUCUAACGGUCUUGCUGCCAUUUUGCCUGCGCCGCUGUCUCCUAGCAGCGAGCAACCUAGAGCAGCCGCAAAAGCAACGCUCGCCGAUCGACGUCGGACUUUCAAGCAGAUUAUUGUAAAAUGUGUUCUUCAGUUGCUUCUCAUCGAAACAACGAAUGACCUUCUGCGAAACGAGAACGUCUACAACACUAUACCCCCCGAACAACUGUUGCGUCUGAUGGGAGUCCUUGAUCACAGUUAUCAAUUUGCGCGUAUGUUCAACGAUGACAAGGAGUUACGCACAGGAUUGUGGAAAGUCGGAUUUAUGAAGCACCUGCCGAACCUGUUGAAACAAGAAUCUAGUAGUGCUGCGACACUGGUUCACGUCCUGUUGCGGAUGUAUUAUGAUUCCCGACCGGAACAUCAAGCCGCUCGUCCUCAAAUCGCUGAACGAUUACUCCCGCUUGGACUUGGAGUCCUUCAGGAUUACAAUAAAUUACGUCCCGAUACCCAAAGCAAAAAUAUUAUUGCUUGGACGCCUGUCGUUGCAGAAAUCCUGGACGGUUUUUGUCGAUUUGACGACAAAGCAUUCUCAAGAUAUCUUCCGGCGAUUUAUCCUUUGGCCAUUGACCUCCUAUCACGAGAAAUGGCGGCCGAAGUUCGUUUGGCAUUAAAAACAUAUUUUGUCCGAGUUGGGUAUGCACACGGCAUCAUAGACGUUUCGGUAUGAACAAUGUAUUAUAAUAAUUCAUCGUAUCCAUAUUCCCGCAUAAUGCAGAAUAAUAGGGGAACCAUGAUGGUUAGUGUUGGUACCCCGUAUAAGACGGGUACACUUGACCCCAUGCAGCUUGGCCAGCCAUUGCUAUGAAUGUGAGUGUCAGAAAGAAGCUGAAAUUAUUAAUACAUACCAUU